Liolophura sinensis is the source of this 2770-nucleotide messenger RNA. RefSeq lists its product as uncharacterized. Gene Ontology annotation, molecular function: protein binding. The record is from RefSeq and is a predicted model, not a curated record. The coding region runs from base 102 to 2417 and encodes 771 amino acids. The transcript is spliced from 10 exons. NCBI's taxonomy places the organism in Eukaryota, Metazoa, Mollusca, Polyplacophora, Chitonida, Chitonidae. Gene Ontology annotation, biological process: signal transduction.
AAAACAGUUCUCGUUGGACAGAAAAAACACACACAUGGAAAUGUGUUUAAAGCAGCUCAGAUGACAAAAGUUACAGACUACGAAGAGGUGAUAGUAUCUGUAUGAUGGGAUCAAAUUCAGCUAAAGCACGGGCUGUGCCCUGUCACAUAGAUGCUGAAGUGGAAGCAGGAAUAGAUCAAAGACUACCCUCAAGCGGAAAUAUACAAACUGGUGUAGGCACUCCAGGCCAAACAGCUUCUACAGCACAUGGAGCUGAAGGAAACGAACCUAGUAACUCUAUUGUCAACAGUGGGAGUGGAGUACCUGAACGUGACACAUCAUGUCAAGGGACAGUGAACCAAACCAAGCCAACAGAGCAAGAUGCACAGAACAGUAAAGUAUCGGCAAAAACUGACUUGACUAACAGUAAUCCUCAACGUUCACAGAGUGCCACGAACAUUACCAUCAAGACAGAGGAAGAAAAUGGUGGAGAGAAUGGAUCUAAAGAGGUGUCGGAAGAAAAGAUUCAGGCAAAAAUUGAAGAAGGCAAGCUUCUUGCGAAAGAAGUUGUUGAGAACUACACUUUUGAUACGCACAGAGAUAAUCCGGUGGUGAGGAAAAAUUUGCUUGAAUUGAAGAAAAUUUACUUCAGUUUCAGCCGUCUCUCUCCAGAAAAGGCUACCAAAAGCCGACGAGAACUGGGGACGUUUUUUGUCGACAGUGGUUUAGUACCUAUUCUCUGUGAGAUAGUUAGGGAUUACUUAACAACCGGCUGGCUGAAUGAUGAUGGCAAACAGGAUAUGAAAAUAUUUUACAGAUUGUAUAAUGCUUUUAUCAUCCUGUUCAACUAUUCUGACAGUACACCAGCCAUUCCAGAGGCUUGUUCAGCCGUUCCGGGUUUCUUUGAGUUCAUCAGAGAACAGCUGGUGACAUUCCACAAGAAACUAACAUCUGAUGAAACCUUUCCCAAGACUGAUGACACGAUGACUAGGAACCUGCUGGGUUUCACACACAACAGUAGUUCUGUGGACUCAGCCUACAAGAGACUGCGUGAACUGGACUACACCACCAUCCUGCUGCCCUACCUCACCGUGGAUGUGGACAGAUUCAAAAUGUCCUCCAUCCUAUCCCUGGCAAACUUGGUGGAUGAAGAGGAGAGUGCUCUGAUAAAUACCAGCGUGGAAGCCGUCAAAUUCUUGCUUGUCAGGCUGGGGAAAGCUCUGCAGGAUUCUGGGAGGAGAAAUAUGGGAUGGUCAGCUAAGGAAUUAGCACAUGGGGUUGCAAAAUUGGCAACAAACGACAACAACAAGAAAAUGCUGGUAAGGGAAGGUGCUCUCCCUUUGUUGUUGAAACUCUCAUAUGUUGAAAAUGAGGAAGAGCAGCAAGAAGCUGUUAAGGCAUUAUGGGCAUUGUCCUUUGAUGAUGAGAACAAGGAUUUAAUCAUACAGGAACCAGGGUUGAUUGACAGGUUGGUACAGCUGGAGAAGUCUCCUGGCGUGGAGGUGAGAAAAGCAGCACAGGGAGUUUUGUGGACUCUGCGAUACAAGCUAAGAGACAAACAAGAUUACCAUAAUAUUGGUGAGGAGUUGAUAGAAGUCCGCCCUGAUCAUUCUGUUGAGGAUUCAAGCGGAGGAAAGGAUGACGCAGAGGAUGUCCAGCACGUGAUGAUCAGUUACCAGUGGGAUUCGCAGGACGUCUUACUGAAGGUACGGGACCAGCUUAGGACACGAGGCUAUAAAACCUGGAUGGAUGUGGACUACAUGGGAGGCUCAACUCUGCAGGCAAUGGCGGAGGCAGUGGAGAAUUCCGCAGCUGUCCUCAUCUGUAUGUCACAGAGGUAUAAGGACAGUCCCAACUGUAGGGCAGAGGCAGAAUAUGCCUUUCAGCGGCGAGUACCCAUAAUUCCUCUGCUGAUGGAGGACAGCUACAGGCCAGACGGGUGGCUGGGCAUUUUACUUGGGUCCAAGCUCUUCUUUGAUUUCAGUGGGAAGUACAGUUUCGAAUCAAAACUGGAAAGUUUACAAAAAGAAUUAGGGCCAAAGGGCUUGACAGGAAAACAAGCGGUCAAAGGUGAAGGUCAAGCAGAGGUCAAAGGUCAAGGAAAACAAGAGGUCAAUAAACCUAGAGAUGAAGUGGACACAGGACCGGUAGCCGUCAUACCUCCUGUGCAGAGUGGUGUUGUUGCUGCAGCUCCCCCUAGAGGAUCUCUCAAAAGAAGGGAGGUAAUCAAAUGGGGAAAGAAGGAAGUUACAGCAUGGCUGAAGGAAAAAAGCAUAGAGAAGCCAUCGCUGACAUCUUUAUCUGGUGAAGAGUUAUUGUUCCUGAAGGAGCUCAGAAGGGAGGCUCCGGAGACUUUUUACAGCCUGCUGAGGAAAAACCUGGAUCUAACUUCAAUCCAAGACAUGAUGAAAUUUGUCAGAGCUUUGAUGGAUCUGUAGACCAGGCUAUCUCUCCUGUAGUGGGUGACUCAAUCAAAGAAAUGCAGAUGUCAGUUUUGCUGUUUGGUUUCAUUGUUAUUGCUACGGGGAAUUUUACCUUUCCCUUUUGUAAAUGUGUCAGCCACUGGUGGUGUGACCAUGUGGCUCUGAAGAAGAUGGAGAUGGGGAGAUUUAACCGCGAAAAUGUGUUAUGCAAUGUUUGGUAACAUUGGUGUGAUGCAGUUGUUGUUACAUGUACAUUCAUGUAUAUAAAUCAUAUACAGACAAGCUCAGGUAUAUGAAACAUUCAUGUAUAUAAAUCCUACAAAAUCAUAUACAGACAAGCUCAGGUAUAUGAAACAUUCAUGUAUAUU